AUGCUUUCAUUCAGAACAAAGGGCUACAAUGGGUAUGCCGUCAAGUAUUCACCAUUCUAUGACAACAAGUUAGCAGUGGCCACAUCCUCAAAUUAUGGGCUUGUGGGUAAUGGGAGAUUAUACAUUUUAUCAAUCAAUGCCAAUGGACAAAUAGGCAAUGAUGUGUUCUUCGAUACUCAAGAUGGUCUAUUUGAUCUAGCUUGGUCAGAAAUGCAUGAAAACCAUGUUGCUACAGCGAAUGGUGAUGGUUCUAUAAAGAUAUUUGAUACUGGAGUUGGACAAUUCCCCAUUUUGCAAUUAAAAGAACAUCAGAGAGAAGUGUUCUCGUUGAAUUGGAAUCUAAUAGAGAAAACUAAUCUCGUUAGUUCCAGUUGGGACGGUACGAUAAAGAUAUGGACACCAAGCAGAAAACAAUCAUUGCUGACAUUGAACACUGUGAAACCUCAUGCUCAAAAUAAUUGUGUUUAUCAAACUGUGUUUUCUCCUCAUAAUCCAAGCAUGUUGGUUAGUGCUAAUGCAAACUCACAUAUUCAAGUAUGGGAUACAAGAUUACCAAAUCCUAAUAUACUGGAUUUCAUAGGGCAUGGUGGUGCUGAAACAUUAUCCUGUGAUUGGAAUAAAUAUAGACCUACAGUCAUUGCAACAGCAGGUGUUGAUAAGCUUAUAAAAGUAUGGGAUCUCCGUAUGAUUGAUGGCACAGGUUCACCACCAUUACCUCCACAUCAUAAGAUAGGGCCAGCUCCACUGAAUCAACUUAUUGGUCAUGAUUUUGCAAUUAGAAGAGUCGUGUGGAGUCCUCAUGAUGGAGGUGAUUUGCUAAGUUGUAGUUAUGAUAUGACUAGUCGUAUAUGGAAGGAUCAAACAGAUGUUAAGACAAGGGGUGCUUUGAAUAAUAGGUUUCAGAAAAAUGCAACUUCAAAAAUAUUUGGAAUGCAUAAAGAAUUCGUCAUUGGUGGUGAUUAUAGUUUAUGGGGUGAUCCUGGAUGGGUUGCAACUACAGGUUGGGAUGAAAUGGUUUAUGUUUGGGAUUCAAAACGUUUAUAA
Messenger RNA from Hansenula anomala, 1044 nucleotides. RefSeq names its product Pex7p (gene PEX7). The record is from RefSeq and is a predicted model, not a curated record. Gene Ontology annotation, cellular component: cytosol; peroxisomal matrix. The transcript has a single exon. Gene Ontology annotation, biological process: protein import into peroxisome matrix. NCBI's taxonomy places the organism in Eukaryota, Fungi, Ascomycota, Saccharomycetes, Phaffomycetales, Wickerhamomycetaceae. The coding region runs from base 1 to 1044 and encodes 347 amino acids. Gene Ontology annotation, molecular function: protein binding.